AUGGAAGAUACGGCCGAGGUGGAGCCGUGGGAUCGAUUCCGCGAUUGGCUCCAUUCAAUUUGUGUCGUCACUUUCGAUUUGGAGCUCGGACAGGCACUCGAGGUGAUCUACCCGGGCGAUGCGAUUCUGUCGAAUGUCGAGAAGAUCAACAUAUGCUAUUUGGCGUUUCCUGACUCGAAUUCCGGUAACACGCAGGACAGCAAUUUUCAUUUUCGAAUAAGGCGAAAUCUUGGUGACAUUCGAGAAUGCCAGAAAAAUCUUGUCGACAAGCUACCGACGUCAGCGCCGUUCGAUGCACACUACUUGUAUGGUUUCGUCCAUUUUCGCCAGUGUAAAGAUUCGUCGAUUCAACGGGGUUAUUAUCAAAAAAGCAUCGUUUUGCUGUCGAUAUUGCCGCUUUUCUCAUUGUUUUAUGCGGUUACUGCUCGAAUUGCAACGCAGUUUUUCGAAAAUGGUGAAGCUGCGAUUGAAGCUGCUUGUCAUCACAUCGACACUUGGUUGAAGCCGUGCGUCGGCCGAACUCUCGAACUUCCCCUAUUGGGAUCAAUCAUCAGUUGCCGAUUACCGGCCGCUUCCGAUUUGCCAUACGAUUUCCGACAAGAUUGCCAUGUUGAGAUUGCCCAUAAAAGUGAUCCGGCGAGCAUCAAACUGCCCGAUUUCAUCACACCGAUCCUCUCGCAGGUCUACCAUCUUCAACUGCUUUGGGAGCUCGUACUCAUCGGUGAGCCGCUGCUCAUCAUUGCUCCGAAUCCCGAGAUCUCGUCGUCGUUGGUUCAAUCGAUUGUCUCGUUGAUAUCGCCAUUACGAAUUGUCAACGAUUUUCGGCCGUAUUUCACGAUUCAUGAUUCAGAAUUUCGAGAAUACUCGUCAAAAUCGAGAAGCCCGCCGCGGGUGAUAUUGGGUGUGACGAACCCGUUUUUCACAAAAGCUUUGGAUCAUUGGCCGCACAUUUUGAAAGUCGACGAGUUGGUGCCGGAUUUGGAAAUGAAGAAGCCGCGAAAAAAUUGGAGCGGCGCGAGGACGCUCGAUAUACCGGCCGGAAUGUACACACAGUACAAGCCGUUUUUGAGCCGCGACAAAUCGUUGGCGAAGAAAUUACUCAAAAGCGUUAAUAAUGUGGAGAUUCAGCACAGUAUCCUUCAGCGGCACUUUCUCGAGCUCACGCAGAGCUUCAUGAUCCCAAUGGAACGGUAUUUGUCAUCGCUGAUGCCGUUGAAAAAGGAAAUGUCGCCUUUUAAGAGUAUUCCCAGCAGCCGGCCAUUCUCGAUGGACGAUUUUUUGGUUUCGCUUGAUUCGAACGGCGGACCGUCGCUAACUUGUGGGACGAAAGGCGAUUGGGCUGGAUUGUAUCGUCGAUUCAUAACGAGUUCGAAUUUUGGUGGAUGGCUGUCGAUGAGGUCGCGAGACGUGAGCACUCAACUCAAGAGCCAUUAUAUUGAUGCAUUGUGCUCGGCAGACUUUGGUUCGAAAACACUGUCGAACAAACAUAAUGUGGAAGUUGUCGAUUUGGUGUUACGAAUCCGCGAGCGCAUUAUGGAAUUAAAGCAAGACAACGAGCUGCGCCAUAAAAUGGUUCGCCAAAUCGUGAAAAUUCUAUCGAACGUUGACGAAGACCUCAAACAGUUGCUGAUGUCGAAUUGUUCGCUUCGAGAGAUUCUAUCAUAA
Messenger RNA from Caenorhabditis bovis, 1665 nucleotides. Lineage: Eukaryota; Metazoa; Nematoda; Chromadorea; Rhabditida; Rhabditidae. The record is from the annotation of a GenBank genome assembly.